This is a messenger RNA of Telopea speciosissima, 1284 nucleotides long. RefSeq names its product L-lactate dehydrogenase A-like. Gene Ontology annotation, cellular component: cytoplasm. Gene Ontology annotation, biological process: carboxylic acid metabolic process. The record is from RefSeq and is a predicted model, not a curated record. Bases 62 to 1105 code for a protein of 347 amino acids. The transcript has 2 exons. Lineage: Eukaryota; Viridiplantae; Streptophyta; Magnoliopsida; Proteales; Proteaceae. Gene Ontology annotation, molecular function: L-lactate dehydrogenase (NAD+) activity.
ACCAAGAACGAUAUCAGAAUCCACAACCACAUCUCCACAAUUCAUCUCAAACAAAUUCAUAAUGCAUAGAACACCCUCAAACUCAUAUCUUGGGCUAGAAGUAGCCCCAGCCUUUUUUAAGCCCAUUCAGCAAAUGGCUCCACCCUCCCCAACCAAACGCCACACCAAGGUCUCCGUCGUUGGUACUGGCAACGUUGGCAUGGCCAUUGCUCAAACCAUCCUCACCCAAGACCUCGCCGAUGAAAUCGCCCUCGUCGACGUCAAUGCCGACAAGCUCCGUGGAGAGAUGCUCGACCUACAGCACGCUGCUGCGUUCCUCCCCCGUACCAAAAUCCUCGCCUCCGUCGACUACUCUGUCACUGCCGGAUCCGACCUCUGCAUCGUCACUGCCGGUGCUCGUCAGAUUGUUGGUGAGUCCAGGCUCAAUCUGCUUCAGCGCAACGUUACCCUCUUCUCGAAAAUCAUUCCCCAACUCGCUAAGUACUCCCCUGAUACGAUACUGCUGAUCGUGUCUAACCCAGUCGAUGUCUUGACUUAUGUGGCCUGGAAGCUUUCUAAGUUUCCCUCUAAUCGAGUGAUUGGAUCGGGCACUAAUCUGGAUUCCUCCAGGUUUCGGUUCCUCAUCGCUGAUCACCUCGACGUCAAUGCCCAAGAUGUUCAGGCUUACAUUGUCGGCGAACAUGGGGACAGUUCAGUUGCGCUUUGGUCGAGCAUAAGCGUUGGUGGGGUGCCCGUGUUGAGCUUCUUAGAGAAGCAAGAAAUUAACUAUGAGAAGGAAACACUGGAGAACAUGCACAAAGAAGUUAUAAACGGUGCCUACGAGGUGAUUCGUCUCAAAGGUUAUACCUCAUGGGCGAUUGGGUACUCUGUAGCUAGCCUUGCUCGAACGAUACUCAGGAACCAGAGGAGGGUUCACCCUGUUUCAGUCCUUGCAAAGGGGUUCUAUGGAAUGGAUGAUGGAGAAGUGUUCUUGAGCUUGCCUGCUCAGCUUGGUAGGGGAGGGGUUCUGGGUGUGAUUAAUGUGCACUUGACAGACGAAGAGGCUGGACAUCUCCGUGACUCUGCCAAGACCAUUUCGGAGUACCAAAGCCAGCUUGGGAUCUAGAAGGACGCUCUGCAAGCUUAUUCUUGAUCUUCUGUUCGUCUGGUUUCUGGGUUUCUCUUGUUUUUGUUUUGUUAUGCUCAGAUUAGUUGAUUACACUCCCCUCUUUGGCAUUCUUUUUAUGGAAUGUUGAUAUUUCAUUCUACACUUCUGACAUGUGAGGAUAGUUAUAAUGCUUUCUU